Messenger RNA from Lolium rigidum, 714 nucleotides. RefSeq names its product acyl-acyl carrier protein thioesterase TE3, chloroplastic-like. The transcript has 5 exons. Gene Ontology annotation, molecular function: fatty acyl-[ACP] hydrolase activity. The record is from RefSeq and is a predicted model, not a curated record. The coding region runs from base 1 to 714 and encodes 237 amino acids. NCBI's taxonomy places the organism in Eukaryota, Viridiplantae, Streptophyta, Magnoliopsida, Poales, Poaceae. Gene Ontology annotation, cellular component: chloroplast.
AUGCCUGCAUAUGAGCAUAUCUCCAGUACUGCAGUAGAGAUGACCACCAUGCAUCCUCAUUUACCGUGCGUGAAGCAACCAGCUGCUACCCAUCUCGCUCCCAACAGCAACCACCCACCACCUUCCCUGAUCCAUGCUCGGGCUAGAGCUUCUUCUUGCUCCAGCAACCUCUCCAUGGUCUCUGGUCACUCACAUCGGUCCCGCUGCUAUGCGACGACCCUGUCCGCCGACGCCGCCUCUACAGCGCGAUCCCUUCAAGCCAUCUCCAGCAACCAGGAUACAAAACUAAGGACGGACAAAUUCUUCGAGCUGGAGAUGAGCGUCCGCGAGAGCGAGCUUGACCAGUACGGGGUCGUGAAUCACGUCAUCUACCCUGUCUACAUUGACAAUGCUCGAGAGCAGCUGCUUACGGGUCUUGGCAUCAGCUCGGCCUCCGUGGUAUGCGCCGGCAACGCUAUGGCGCUCUCGGAGCUGAACCUCAAGUACCGCACGCCUCUAAGGCGCGGUGGCAAGUUUGUCGUCGGGGUGAGGGUUGUACAAAUCAAGGGCGCGAGGAUACGCUUCGAGCAAUUCAUCGAAACCCUGCCGGAGCGCGAGCUCGUUCUGGAAGUGACGGCCACCGCCGUUUGCCUCAACAAGGAUCACCGCCCGACUCGGGUCUUCCCGGAGAUGUCGUCCAAGCUGCAGCAGUUCUUCUCAUCCCAUGAUGGUUAA